UCCUGACUUCCCUGAGCGUGCGUCCGUGCACAGUGAGGAGAUGAACGGGAAGCGGCCCGCGGAUCCUGGCCCAGCGCGGCCAAUGAAGAAGGGAAAGAAGCAGGUGGCGGCGGAGUUUUCGGACGCUGUCACGGAAGAAACAGUGAGGAAGCAGGUGGCUGAAGCCUGGAGCCACCGGACGCCCUUCAGCCAUGAAGCUCUUGUCUUGGACAUGGAUCCUUUUCUUCACUGCGUAAUCCCAAACUUCAUCCAAAGCCAAGACUUCCUGGAAGGACUUCAGAAGGAGCUUUUGAGCCUGGACUUCCAUGAAAAGUACAAUGAUUUGUAUAAGUUCCAGCAGUCUGAUGAUUUGAAGAAGAGCAAAGAGCCUCAUAUCUCAGCUUUAAGGAAACUUAUGUUUGAAGAUUUUCGGGACUGGCUUUCUAAGGUUUCCAACAUUGACCUAGAACCAACCAUUGACAUGUCCUGUGCCAAAUAUGAGUUCACUGAUGCUCUACUCUGCCAUGACGAUGAGCUGGAGGGGCGCCGGAUCGCCUUCAUUCUGUACCUGGUUCCUUCCUGGGACAGGAACUUGGGGGGCACCCUGGACCUUUACGACACUGAUGAACACUUGCAGCCGAAGCAAAUUGUCAAGUCUCUUAUCCCUUCAUGGAACAAACUGGUUUUCUUUGAAGUAUCUCCAGUAUCCUUUCACCAGGUGUCUGAAGUCCUGUCUGAAGAAACAUCACGUUUAUCCAUAAGUGGUUGGUUUCAUGGUCCUCCGUUAACCAGGCCUCCCACCUACUUUGAGCCCCUGAUCCCUCGAAACCCUCAUAUCCCACAAGACCAUGAAAUUUUGUAUGAGUGGAUCAACCCUGCUUAUCUGGAAAUGGAGUACCAAAUGCAAAUCCAAGAAGAAUUCGAGGAGAGGUCUGAAAUCCUCCUGAAGGAGUUUCUUAAGCCCGAGAAAUUUGCCAAGGUCUGUGAAGCCUUGGAGAAAGGAGAUGUGAAAUGGAAUAGCCGUGGUCCCCCAAACAAAAGGUUCUAUGAGAAAGCGGAAGAAAGUAGCCUCCCUGAUGUACUGAAGGAAUGCAUGGGCUUGUUUCGCUCCGAGGCCCUGUUCUUGCUGCUCUCCAACUUCACCGGCCUGAAGCUCCACUUCUUGGCUCCAUCAGAGGAUGAUGAAGUUGAGGACAAAGGAGAGGGGGAAGCAGCGUGUGCUGCUGAUGGCACCGAAGAAGGAACCAGCCAAAGCCCCUCAGCGCCUGAGAACAAUCAGGCAACUGUUGGCAGCUACAGUCCAGAGAGAGGUGAACAGGCAGACUUGGAACCACAGGAAGACGAAGCAAAGAAAGAGUCAGGUGUUCCCAUGUGCCAGGGGGAGCUGAGGCAUUGGAAGACUGGUCACUACACGUUAGUCCACGACAACAGCAAGACUGAAUUUGCCCUGGACCUGUUUCUGUACUGUGGCUGUGAAGGCUGGGAGCCAGAAUAUGGCGGCUUUACUUCCUACAUUGCUAAGGGUGAAGAUGAAGAGCUGCUUAUAGUGAAUCCAGAAAACAAUUCUUUGGCCUUGGUCUACAGAGAUAGAGAAACUCUGAAAUUUGUGAAGCACAUUAACCACCGAAGCCUAGAGCAAAAGAAAACCUUCCCAAGCAGAAGUGGUUUCUGGGACUUCGCCUUCGUCUAUUAUGAGUAACGGGUGGGCAAGGCCAACCAGCAUUCACUUCAUCGUGCUGGGAAACCUGGAGUCCUCCUGGAGUGAAAGCAUGCAGGCUGAGGGUGUCCUCCAAAGGCGCUGUCCUUACUGGCCAUGCUGUGCAUGUAAACUGUACCGCCAACCUUAGGAGGCAGAGGAAGGAGGGGCCUCCAGUUCCAAGGUCAGUGUGGUCUAUACAGUGAGACCCUGUCCCAAAACAAAACAAAUCUUGGUCAUCCUUUUAUGGAACUCAACCUAGACAUCAGCCUCCAGCUAUGUACUUAUCUCUUGUUUUUUUUAACCCCCAUCUCACACACACACACAUACACACACACACACACACACACACACACACACACACGCACACACUCAAUUCUUUUGGUUCUAUAGUGACUGCCUCAGCAACUUCUAAUUUUGGUAACUUUUUAUUUAUUGUGGUAAAAUAUAUGUAACAUAAAAUUUAGCAGGAUAACUUUUAUUUUUUGGUUUGAGGGAUUUGUUUUUGACAAGGUUUUACUGUGUAGCCCAGGCUAGCUCUGAACUACUGACCCUUCCACUUCAGCCUCCAAGUUCUGGUAUCAUAGGCAUGAGCCACCACUCCCACCAGUUCUUGCAUGUACAGGUUGGUGGAAUUGAGCACAUUGGCAGUGCUCCAAAGCAUCCAUCACUGCCAUCCGUAUCCAAAGUGAAAUUCCGUGCCUUGUGAAUAGUCAGCCUCACUCGCUACUGCCUCUUCUCUGUUGACUGUUUGCCUCGUAAGUGAAUCAUAAAAUAUUUAUCCCUUCAUAAUUGGCUUGCUUCACUUAGCACAAAGUCCUCAAGGUUCAACAGUCUUCCCGGUGAUUUUUCUUCACUUCUGUGUGGUUGUGGGAGUAUGUGUAAUCCGGUUCAUGCUGAGUCUGAGAGCUGUGACAGUUUGAGUCAUUGCACUGCUCCCCACUGUGGCCUGAGUCCACCCUGGCUCUCAGGACUGUAGACUCACGUGGGUGGUGUUGCUUCACUGGGAAAGGUCUGGCUGAAAACUGCCAUGGCCCUGGGAAUUAUGUGGCUGAGAACGAGGACAGGCUGCUUACUACCCUAUGUAUUUACUCGCAGGUGUCUACCACAGUGGUUCUCAACCUGGGGGUCUCGGCUCUUUCACAGAGGUCAGAUAUCUGAUAUGCUGCAUAUCGGAUAUUUAUAUGAUUCAUUCCAGUAGCAAAACUACAGUUACGAAGUAGCAACGAAAUAAUUUUAUGGCUGAAGGUCACCAUGAUGAGAGGAACUGUUUUAAAGGUUUGCAGCCUUAGGACAGUUAAGAACCGUCUCAUCUACUGUCUUCCGAACCUCGAGCUGUGGCUUCUGUGAGUCUAGCCUCCCAGUGACCGGGUUCCUUAAAGCUGGCAGGCCGGGUGUAAAUUUUGUUGCCUUUUCCUUCCUUUAAAGACUAGUGCCAGAAAGCCGAGUCAGUCACAGGAAGCCCUCACUCUUCCACUCUUUUUCCUGCUCUGCUCCAUGGGGCUGUGACAGCUCUUCCCACUGUGGCGCACACACGAUGGCUGAACAUGUCCCCACCCACCCCGGGUCCGUCUGCUGCUGUCUCCAUUUCUGUCUGUCCUUGCAGGUUUCAGUGUGGACGAAUAGGAAAAGCACUGGGCCUUUGAAUUUCUCAUCCGCACUUCUCUCUGGUGUCUUCAGACUCCACCCAAGUACCAUCUGUCUGUCAACAUUGAUGGGCUCAGUUUGUUUGCUUUGUUCCAUUAAGUAAAACACUUUUAGCAUCAUAGCCUAAUGGAUACUAACAAGUCUUAGGUGUUCUGAUAUUAAGCAUAAAAAAAGUAAUUUUUAAAUAAUGAGAACAAUAUCCAAACCUAACUUGAGGAGGCAUAAAACUUUAAUCCCAGCUCUUAGGAGGCAGAGGCAGGGAGAUCUGUGAGUUUGAGGGCCCUGCUUCAACAAGAAAGAAAGACUACCCAGAGCGAGUUUGAGGGCUGUCUGCCCAUGUCGGGCAGCAAUGGGCAUUCUCCAUGUGCACUGCUCUGGACUCCAGCAUCAUCAGCCACAGAGUACCGCUCAGGAAGGGCUUCAUAUACUUUGUUGCUAAUGGUGAAUUUUGAAGCCUGCACUUUCUGAAUCGCUGCAGACUAAAGGCAGGCAUUCCCUCCUCCCCAUUUGGGGUUCUGGGACUCAGAUCCAGACUUGCUGUUAUACCUCCAGUCAUUCUUGCUUUCUUCUUCCUUGUUUUGUUUGAUUUUUCCGAGACAGGUACUCACAUUGCAGGCCAGGCUGACCUUUAACUCAAGGCCCUCCUGCCUCGGGCUCCUCCAUGGCAGGGUUACAGCUACUGCAUCUCCUCCCUUGGUUUCUGAUGUGUCCUCAUGAGUUGAACUUAGCUAACAUUUUGUUUGUGGAUUAACUCCACGAAGACCCAGGGAAAGUGCUAAAGAAAGUAUCCUAUGAGCCAAAGCAUAUACCUCUUAGCACCACCCAGCUUGUCCAGUUCUGGAGACCUGUGAACCCUUUAUCCCCAUCUGCGUACGCUCUGCCACAGCAGGACCUUUACAAGACUGGGCUGAAAUGCCCGGACUGAAAGAACCCCGGAGGGUCUUUCUGUCUCUGCUGAGAACCUGCAGAUUGCUUUUCUGCUCUGAUGACAGUUGCUUUUUGUCAUCUGUCACGUGCCACAUUAUUGAUGCUUCAGUGAGAUAAAUGACAUAUGACAGUGAGCCAACCCAUAAGUCUACAGUGAAGCUGAAAGAUUCCUAUACACCAAAUCGCUCAUGGUCAUGGUGACAACAGGCCACCUGUGCUGCCGCUGCAUGAGAGUACAGCGCAUGCAGCUGUGCACAGAAUAGCUGCUGCAGGCCGCCGUUUGUGUGUUCAUUACAUACUACCUGCUCAGAGUGCACUGCUAAGGCGUUAACUCCCAUGUGGAUGCAGGGAAGUCCCUCCCGAGGUACUCCAGAGGAAGGGUGGCUAUGGGGGCUGGCGUUUCUGUGCAUGUUACUGCCCUCUGAAGAUCAUAGUACAACAGAACACGGGGGAAGGCAGUGAUGAAGAUGACAGUCAUAAGUGUGUGUGUGAGCCUGAGCCAGUGUGUGUGUGUCUUAGUUUUUAAUAAAAAUUUCAGAAAGUUUUUUUAAAAAUUGAAAAUAACUUGGAGGAAAUAUUUUUGUACAGUUAUACAAUGUAAAGUGUUAUAAGUCAGUUAUAAAACUUACAGUUUAAAGAAGUUCUAUUCUGUAAGCUAAGGCUAUUGGACACAGAGUAUUUUUAACGUGUUCCACAGGUUGGGAGCCUGAAAGCUCCCGCUUGUCUGUCCAGGUACACUGUUGGGUUUGCAUAAUGAACCUGCCUCAGCUCAUGACUCUGCUUCAUUCCUGAUCCUACUCGACUGCUGCUUUGGGCAUGGGGCAAGAGUCAAAUGCAGAUUCUUAAUACCUCUUCUUGGUAAAAGCUAUGCUACUUUCUGUGUGACCAAUAAAUGGCAUGUUUCGGUUUGUC
Arvicola amphibius (Eurasian water vole) is the source of this 5161-nucleotide messenger RNA. RefSeq names its product 2-oxoglutarate and iron dependent oxygenase domain containing 1 (gene Ogfod1). Gene Ontology annotation, cellular component: cytoplasm. Gene Ontology annotation, biological process: regulation of translational termination; peptidyl-proline hydroxylation. Gene Ontology annotation, molecular function: L-ascorbic acid binding; peptidyl-proline dioxygenase activity; iron ion binding. The transcript has 13 exons. The record is from RefSeq and is a predicted model, not a curated record. The coding region runs from base 41 to 1678 and encodes 545 amino acids. Lineage: Eukaryota; Metazoa; Chordata; Mammalia; Rodentia; Cricetidae.